AUGAAUGAUGACUCUUAAAUACUAACUUAGGAGUUUUAAAUAAACUUAGACAAUUUUGAGUUAGAUUCUUACUUUGGCUAUGGUUUGUGGAGCAGAUAUGCUCCUUUAGGCAAUAUUGCUCAAGUAGGAACAAUAGGAAUAUUAGAUAGUAAUUGUUUUCAUCUUCACAAUGCUGUUUCAAAAUCAACCUAAGAUCUGAAUCUAAUUGUUUACGAUUGUCUCAACUAUGAAACUUUAACUAUAGUAAGAAAAAUUCAAUUCGUCACCAUUGAUGAGAACUGGCAUAAAAUUGAAGUAAAAUUAGAUAAUCAAAAUUUCGAAUAUGUCUGGCAUUACUUUCAAAUUACAUAGUGGCCUAAGCAGAAAAGAUUUGAAUUGUUAAUUAUCCAAUACCCUGAAGUUAAAUUAUAAUAGAUUGUAGAAGAUACAUUAUAUCCAUACAAAGACGCUGAGCUAAUCUUAACAUUUGGAGGAGGUUUAUAAAUAUAAUCAUAAAAUAUGAUCUAGAUUUUAGAUGGCAUAUCAAAAAUAUCAUUUUAUCCAGGCUCUUUCCUUUUAUAUCCAUUAUCAUUUGAUAAAUAUGAAGUUUCCACAGAUACAGCAAUAUCCACCAUUUAGUUUAAAGUUGAAUGCUAGUGCUUUUCAAAUUGGCAAACAUAUUUACAAAAUCAAGAGCUAACUUGGCUCGACAAUAUUUUAUUUACUUCUUAAAAUCCUAAUUGUAAUUCUUUUUCAUAUACAACUUGGAUCAAAAUUACAAAUGUUCACCAAACCUCAUAAGAGUUUUUAUAUCAAAUUAUAAAGUUAUCUUCUAAUUUUGAAAAUCCUUAAUUGACUGAUGAUAAUUUGGCGGCGUUCUAAUUAUUUUAUAAGUUUAUGGAAGGUAAAACAUAAUUGAUUUUCACUACUUAUAGUUAUACCUUUCCUCUUGUAUCUCUUAAUUUAUAAAAUGAUCCCUUUCUAAUCAAAAAAGAAUUUGAUCUUAUAAAUGAUAUCAAACUUUGGCAUUUUGUUUAAGUGAUAUUAAAAAAUAAUUAAUUAAACAUAUCAAUAAUUUUCUAUGGAAACUUUAUUCAUUAUGAGUACAAAUCUUUAUUAACAGUAAAUUAAUUUCAUUUGGUUAAAUUUAAAUUAUAAUAUGGGAAUUUACUAUAAACUCCUAAUAAUUAUUUAAGUGUUAAUUUUGUAGAUACAUAAUUUUACAAUUGUUUUGAAAAUAUCGUAGUACCUGAAGUACAUUGUCAUAUUAGUUGUGAAGACUGCGAUGGUCCAACAAGUACAAAUUGUUUAUCUUGUUCUAAAGCGUCAAAUCGUAUUUUUAAAUCUGAGCAAAAAUCUUGUGUCUGUCCGUAUAAUACAAUUGAUGAUUAAUAAUGCAAGGAUUUUUAAAGUUAUAAUGCUGUCCUUGUAAAGGAAAAUACAAAUGAUUAGAAAUGUUUAUAAGGAUAUUUUUAAUUUGAGGAAAAAUGCACCAAAUGUCCAUCUAUCAUAAGAAGUACGUCCAUAACAUGCUUAGAAUGUUAUUUAUAUCCUCAAACUUGGGCAAAUGAUGCCUUUUGCUAAACAAAUUCAUUUAACAAUCUUCAAGGGACAGUAACAUAGUAUUGGUAAAAUGUAUAAUAAAAUUUUAUUUAUGAUGGAAAUGACCUUUUACCAAGAUACAGUUCUUAUUCAGAAGAUCUUAAUGAAUAUCUUAAUAUUGAAUUUGAAUAAUCAUUAGCUUAAUUUAGAAACUUUUGUUUUCAAGGCAGCUCUCCUUUUGCUAUUUAGAGAGAUUAGAAUUAAUGUUAUAAUUGUGCUAUGAAAAGCUGUUUAAAUUGUUAGAUAAUUGCAUCCAAGGCCAUAUGCUUGAAAUGCGAAUUAGUUUCAGAACUUGUAGAUGGAAUUUGCAAUGAUAAACACUAACCUGGUUACACAGAGCAAAAGAUUUGCCAAACUCCUUAUUAUCGAACUUCUACUUAUGAAUGCAAAUUAUGCAGCAUUGAAAAUUGCCAGUAUUGUUUUGAGUAUUUAAGUAAUGAUUUGACUAAGUGUACUCUGUAUAAGAAUUUUUAACCCUUUGGUUUUGAUGAUUCUUAUCAUCUAGGUUGUGCAUUAUGCAAAGAUGGUUUUAUUUUUGAUUUCACUUCAGGUAUUUGUAAAUAUCAGUAACCAUAAAUCAUUAAUUGUAUAAGAUCGUAUAUCAAUUUAUAAGGAUAAGAAAUUUGCACUCUAUCAACAGAAGAUAAUUUCAAUGUUGCUCCUGAAAUUAUUAAUUGCAAUAGAUAUAUAGCUAAUUGUAAUUAGUGUUUAUAAACUCCAUAAAAAGUUAUCAAAUGUAUACUGUGUGAAGAUGGUUAUGCAACUUCUGUAAUCACAGGGUAGUGUGAUAAAUGUAAAAUUUAGUAUGCUAAAAUAUGUAUUGAAGGAGAUUUUUUCCUAAUGGAUGAAUGGGUAUAAUUGAUUUAGAGCUUUUUAAUGCAAUUCUUGCCUGAUCAGUAUCUUUAUCCAAAACCUGAAUUAGAAUUAAUGAGGAAACAAUUGCCAUUUGAAUGCUACCCAGGUUAUAAGCCUGAUCAUACAGGUUUUUGUAUCAAAUAUUGUGAUUCUGAUUGUUUGUAGUGUGUAUUGAAUUAGGAUACUCCAAAUAGCUAUUAGUGUGUUUAAUGUCCUUUAAAUUAUUAUAAGUCGCCAAUAAUUUCAUCGGAAUCAGGCAAAUGUAUGUAGUGUCCAUAAUUAUGCCAGUUAUGUUAAUCAAGAACAGAAUAAGAAAUUAAAAAUAUCAACCCUUAUUUUGUUGUGACAGAUCAAACAAUUAAAUAUACAUAUAAAUGUCUUGAAAAAGCACCAGAUGAAAAUAUAGUAAUUGAUCCUUAUAACAAUAUUGCUAAGUAUUGCGAAAAUUCAAUUUGUACAGACAAUAUUUAAUAUCAAGUAAUCAAAAUUUAUGAUCAUAGUUUGAUGUUAAUUGUGAUAAUAGUUAGUUUGUUUUCUUACAAUGGUUUCCAUAUGAUUAUUAUGGCGCAUAAAUUAAACUGGAUUAUGUUAAUUAAUUAGGUGGAAUUAGUUUGA
Molecule: messenger RNA, 3051 nt
Organism: Paramecium tetraurelia
Lineage: Eukaryota; Ciliophora; Oligohymenophorea; Peniculida; Parameciidae
Exons: 3
Source: RefSeq, a predicted model, not a curated record